This is a messenger RNA of Bipolaris sorokiniana ND90Pr, 471 nucleotides long. RefSeq lists its product as uncharacterized. The annotation marks the transcript as partial. The record is from RefSeq and is a predicted model, not a curated record. NCBI's taxonomy places the organism in Eukaryota, Fungi, Ascomycota, Dothideomycetes, Pleosporales, Pleosporaceae. The transcript has a single exon.
CUCAACAACGCAUAUCGGCCCAAAGACCUCCAAUGCUUGCGGCAUACAUUCAUCAUUCUAGUGCAACUGGCGCAGAAGUUUGAGUCCUUGCUACUAGCCGAGGCGUUGUCCACUUUCUGGGACCAUACCAAGAGCAAGAUUAAUCGCCACGAGAAAAGCGAGUACUUGGCAGACUGGAAGAAGGCAGCGGAAAAGGUUCAAGAAUCGCAUGCAACCCGCCCUUUGGCUGCUUUCAUCCAACAGCGUCGUGGCCGAGCACGGCCGGCACCUGCUGUAAAAUAUGGACAUCGCAAAGUGAAUUUUCGACUUGAAGUCCCAGCUUUCGCGAACCCAGCAUGUGCGCUUCCCGCAAUUGCACCCGUCAGAUACCCUCGAGACGAGUAUUUCGACAAGCUGAACAAGAUCCAGUAUCAGCAGCGGGAGAUGAAGGAAACACUGGAGAAUGUGAAGGGAAAGCUUGACCGGCUCAUA